CGAGUAAAGGGACAACCAUGACCUAACCCGGAGCUUGUCACACAUCACUUUGUUUACAUGACGUCAUAGCUCGUAGCUCCGCCCCCGGUGAAGCUCCAAUGGGACGCGUCCACCUUACCUUACCGGACCCGGAUAUCCGGUGUGCAGACACUGACUCGGCUCCUGGAGCAGGCAGGAUGGUUUAUAUAUCUAACGGUGAGCGAUACCGGCAGCACAGAGUGACUAAUGCAGAGGGUCUCCGCCCGGCCAUACCGGCUGUAUCUAUACACAGGCUCUCUAUACACAGGCUCUCUAUACACAGGCUCUCUAUACACAGGCUGUCUAUACAGGGUGUGUACAGGCUCUCUAUACAGGGUGUGUACAGGCUCUCUAUACAGGGUGUGUACAGGCUCUCUAUACAGGGUGUGUACAGGCUCUCUAUACAGUGUGUACAGGCUCUCUAUACAGGGUGUGUACAGGCUCUCUAUACAGGGUGUGUACAGGCUCUCUAUACAGGGUGUGUACAGGCUCUCUAUACAGAGUGUGUACAGGCUCUCUAUACACAGGCUCUCUAUACAGGGUGUGUACAGGCUCUCUAUACACAGGGUGUGUACAGGCUCUCUAUACACAGGCUCUCUAUACAGGGUGUGUACAGGCUCUCUAUACAGGGUGUGUACAGGCUCUCUAUACAGGGUGUGUACAGGCUCUCUAUACAGGGUGUGUACAGGCUCUCUAUACAGGGUGUGUACAUUCUCUAUACAGGGUGUGUACAGGCUGUCUAUACAGGGUGUGUACAGGCUGUCUAUACAGGGUGUGUACAGGCUGUCUAUACAGGGUGUGUACAGGCUGUCUAUACAGGGUGUGUACAGGCUCUCUAUACAGGGUGUGUACAGGCUCUCUAUACAGGGUGUGUACAGGCUCUCUAUACAGGGUGUGUACAGGCUCUCUAUACAGGGUGUGUACAGGCUCUCUAUACGGGGUGUGUACAGGCUCUCUAUACGGGGUGUGUACAGGCUCUCUAUACGGGGUGUGUACAGGCUCUCUAUACGGGGUGUGUACUGGCUCUAUACGGGGUGUGUACAGGAUGUCUAUACGGGGUGUGUACAGGAUGUCUAUACUGGGUGUGUACAGGCUGUCUAUACAGGGUGUGUACAGGCUGUCUAUACAGGGUGUGUACAGGCUGUCUAUACAGGGUGUGUACAGGCUGUCUAUACAGGGUGUGGGCCAGGCUGUCUAUACAGAGUGUACAGGCUGCCCAUAUACAGAGUGUACAGGCUGUUCAUACAGAGUGUGUACAGGCUCUCUAUACGGGGUGUGUACAGGCUCUCUAUACAGGGUGUGUACAGGCUCUCUAUACAGGGUGUGUACAGGCUCUCUAUACAGGGUGUGUACAGGCUCUCUAUACGGGGUGUGUACAGGCUCUCUAUACGGGGUGUGUACAGGCUCUAUACGGGGUGUGUACAGGCUCUCUAUACGGGGUGUGUACAGGCUCUCUAUACAGGGUGUGUACAGGCUCUCUAUACAGGGUGUGUACAGGCUCUCUAUACAGGGUGUGUACAUUCUCUAUACAGGGUGUGUACAGGCUGUCUAUACAGGGUGUGUACAGGCUGUCUAUACAGGGUGUGUACAGGCUGUCUAUACAGGGUGUGUACAGGCUGUCUAUACAGGGUGUGUACAGGCUGUCUAUACAGGGUGUGUACAGGCUGUCUAUACAGGGUGUGUACAGGCUCUCUAUACAGGGUGUGUACAGGCUCUCUAUACAGGGUGUGUACAGGCUCUCUAUACAGGGUGUGUACAGGCUCUCUAUACAGGGUGUGUACAGGCUCUCUAUACAGGGUGUGUACAGGCUCUCUAUACAGGGUGUGUACAGGCUCUCUAUACAGGGUGUGUACAGGCUCUCUAUACAGGGUGUGUACAGGCUCUCUAUACAGGGUGUGUACAUUCUCUAUACAGGGUGUGUACAGGCUGUCUAUACAGGGUGUGUACAGGCUGUCUAUACAGGGUGUGUACAGGCUGUCUAUACAGGGUGUGUACAGGCUGUCUAUACAGGGUGUGUACAGGCUGUCUAUACAGGGUGUGUACAGGCUUCUAUACAGGGUGUGUGCAGGCUGUCUAUACAGGGUGUGUACAGGCUGUCUAUACAGGGUGUGUGCAGGCUGUCUAUACAGGGUGUGUGCAGGCUGUCUAUACAGGGUGUGUGCAGGCUGUCUAUACAGGGUGUGUGCAGGCUGUCUAUACAGGGUGUGUGCAGGCUGUCUAUACAGGGUGUGUGCAGGCUGUCUAUACAGGGUGUGUACAGGCUGUCUAUACAGGGUGUGUGCAGGCUCUCUAUACAGGGUGUGUGCAGGCUCUCUAUACAGGCUCUCUAUACAGGGUGUGUGCAGGCUCUCUAUACAGGGUGUGUACAGGCUGUCUAUACAGGGUGUGUACAGGCUGUCUAUACAGGGUGUGUGCAGGCUGUCUAUACAGGGUGUGUGCAGGCUCUCUAUACAGGGUGUGUGCAGGCUCUCUAUACAGGCUCUCUAUACGGGGUGUAUGCAGGCUCUAUACAGGGUGUGUGCAGGCUCUCUAUACAGGGUGUGUACAGGCUCUCUAUACGGGGUGUGUACAGGCUGUCUAUACGGGGUGUGUACAGGCUGUCUAUACGGGGUGUGUACAGGCUGUCUAUACGGGGUGUGUACAGGCUGUCUAUACGGGGUGUGUACAGGCUGUCUAUACGGGGUGUGUACAGGCUGUCUAUACGGGGUGUGUACAGGCUCUCUAUACGGGGUGUGUACAGGCUCUCUAUACGGGGUGUGUACAGGCUCUCUAUACGGGGUGUGUACAGGCUCUCUAUACGGGGUGUGUACUGGCUCUAUACGGGGUGUGUACAGGAUGUCUAUACGGGGUGUGUACAGGAUGUCUAUACUGGGUGUGUACAGGCUGUCUAUACAGGGUGUGUACAGGCUGUCUAUACAGGGUGUGUACAGGCUGUCUAUACAGGGUGUGUACAGGCUGUCUAUACAGGGUGUGUACAGGCUCUCUGUACGGGGUGUGUGCAGGCUCUCUGUACGGGGUGUGUGCAGGCUCUCUGUACGGGGUGUGUGCAGGCUCUCUGUACGGGGUGUGUGCAGGCUCUCUGUACGGGGUGUGUGCAGGCUCUCUGUACGGGGUGUGUGCAGGCUCUCUGUACGGGGUGUGUGCAGGCUCUCUGUGGCAAAACUAGCCACUUAAGACUAGCCAUAUUGAAUGCGUGUGUAUCCCUGUUUCAGCUGGGAGAACCAAGUGUAUUACUGUAUGUGUCCUUCAGAAGAAUGAGGGCGUUCGUAUGCUUACAGUAUGGAAAACCCAGCUUUCUUAAUGUAGUUUCACAAACAGUGAGUUUCAACACUGUUCGUGAAACUAAUAAACUACCGAAUGGUCGACCACACACAAGAGGUCGUGUGGCGCCCAUUAACCGAUUGCAACAUUGUUGCAAUCGGUAGUUAAAGGCUUCCCUGGGUGGCCGCCGUUCGACUACCUACCACGCGGUGGUCGGCAAUCUUGGAUCCUUUGUUAGCCCAGCGGUGUUUUGCAGUCGAGCGUCUGGAACUAAAAUCAGCUACUCGACCGCUCAAACAACGCUGGACUUCCAGGCCGUUCGGGAGCCCCGGUCGUUCGGUAGUUUGUUCCCCUAAUACCAAUCGGUAGUUUUGCAAUGUGUUAGAAAUAAAGUGUAUUUCGUGCGGCGUUCGGUUAGUUAGACUGGUAGCUGAGCGGUAUUCUCACGAACUGUGCCUAAGCCUCCAGCUAUCUACCGAACGUCCAUUCGUGUAAAUCAGGGGAAUAUUAUUAAAGUUAUACAUUUUAAUGUAAAAUGUAAGUUCUGCUGCACGGAGGGAUAAUCCACUUAACGGUAUAUUCUAGUGGGAGUAUCCCUCUCGUGCAGCAGUGCAUGGUGGGAGAAAUGUAUGUGUUUGUCAGUUCCCCAUGUAGUCCCCUACUGUACCACCCCUGGAAUGUCAGUAGGGAAACCCCUUGCAUGGGGAAUCCCAUAAAUACAGUGUCCUGUGAAUAAAACCUCAGUUGACUCCCAGCCUAUGUGUCGUCUAGUUCUUGGGAAGGAAGGAUUCUUAUAACGCUACCGGGAUUAUUGUAUGCUGUAUUUAUUGCCUUGGAUUAUUUUAUGCUGUUCCUGUUACCCAGCAGAGAUACUGUGGAUUGUACUACCUCUCCGCUACACUCUAUAAAGGGUGUGUACAGGGUAUAUUGAGGGUUUAUUAACUAAAUUGUAGAGAGUGAAAUUUUACUAACAGGGUUAUUCACUAAAGUCUGAAUGUCCUCGUACCGAAUAGGGCCCAAAAUCCUGGUACAUACCGCGCCGCUUGGAUUGCAAAAUCCAGAUAUUGUCCGCGCUGUUUAAUCUGGUCCGCCUGACGGCCUUAUCCGGACCGACUGCUUCAAAUCCAAACUGUUAUACUGACAGCACUAGCAGCCAGCAGGCAAAUAGUUAAUUAUUCGGCAACUGGUCAGCACUUGCUAGCCAAGCCGACGGGUAGGAUCCCUAUCAUUAAUAGGGGGUGGGACUAAUUUCCUGCCCCGACCCAUGAGUGACAAGUUGGGACCCCAGUGUUAAUAAUGGGGAGGAUCUAGUGUCCCAUCAAUGGACGACAGGUGGGGGCCUAAUGAAAUCUAAAAAAGGGGGGUUGUUAUGAUAUAUAUGUCCCUGUCCACCAUUUUCCUGCAGUGUAAAUCAUUACAGUUUUAGAGAAACUGCAAUAAUUAUCUUGCAUGAGUAAGACUGCCUUUAAUGGCUGUAGCGGAGCGGCAGUAUUAAAUCCCACAAUCUCCGCUGAUAUAGAAGGUAAUCCAAAGUAAAGCGCUGGAAAGCAAGGCAAUAUUCCAAAUCUCCCAGUAAUCGGACGAAACACAGUUCUGAGAGUCAACUGAGGCUUUAUUCACAGGCUCCACAAUUUAUACAAUUCCCCAUGCAAGGGGUUUCCUGAGUCCUAUCCCAGGGGUGGACUACGUGGGGAAAUUACAGUACAGAGCAUUUUUCCCAUCAGGCACUGCUGCACGAGAGGGAUCCUCCCACUGGAAUGUACCGUUAAGUGGAUUAUCCCUCCGUGCAGCAGAACCGGCAAUUUAUAUUAAAAUAUACAACUUUUCGAAUAUUAGGUCUAUUUGCACGAAUGGACGUUCGGUAGAUAGCUGGGGUCUGAGCGCAUCAUUCGUGAGAUUACCGCUCAGAUCCCAGCUAAAACAACCGAACGCCGCACGAAAAACAUAUUCACCAAAACAUGCAUUUAAAAGACCGAUUGAUAUAUGGGGAAUAAAAUACCGAACGGUCGCCUAACUGAUGCUUCUACAACCUCAUGCUCUGCAUGAGGACAUCCAGCGUCCGUUAACUACCCAUAGAAAAGCAUGUAAACAUUGAUUUUUCUAUUGGGAGGGCCAAAUGCGCACGCACUUUAGCCACCGUGCCCCCCCAUCGGUGGAGAUGGAAUGCUGAACCAGAUGAGUACAGAAAGUUUUUUUUUUUUAACACUUUCAAUGCCGGGGGGUGGCAGAGGAAACUAGUGUAUUCCUUACACUAUAGAAACCCUUCAAUCUUUAACAUGCCGGUCCGGGGCCGCGAGGGAAGGGGAACAGGGGGCUAUAUUGUGUUAGAAAUACAAGUUAGGAAUACAGAUUUGUAUUCCUAACACUAUAGUAUCCCUUUAACCCCUUAAGGACCAAACUUCUGGAAUAAAAGGGAAUCAUGACAUGUCGUCCAUUGGUGGGACACUGAACCUCACUUUCCUCUGCAGCACCUUUUUUUAUUUUUUUAUUUAUUUAUUUAUUUAUUUUUUACCAUAUCAGAUGUGCACACUUCAAAAUAGCUGUACACUCACAUCACUGAAGCACAUACAUUAAUUAACUAACUGCACCCGAAUAUAAACACACUGGUACAUACACUUUUAGUUGGAUAAAUGCAAGGAGUUUCGGAGAUACAGCAUUCUGUCUCUGUGGUUGAGGACAAGCUGUCUGAGCUUGUUUCUUGCAUUUCUGCUUGAACUACUGAUCUACGCCUCAGGGAGAAUCUGAUGUCUUAACCCUUCCUCUGAGCUAUGAGCAGGGUGGAUUUUAUUUAAAUCAAGUAAUUUUUAACACUCUUUACAUCAUGAUUUUUAAACAUAUACACACAUUCUUGCUGGUUGCUAUAAUAUUUCAUAUUUGCCACCACAUGAAAACAUAAUAUUUAGAAUAAUAACUUUUAAAAUUCGUUUAGUAGUUAUCUGAACUGAUUUUCAUAUAUACCUUUAGAAAUAAAUAGAUGAUGAUAAUCAGGGCUCAAAUUUCAACUAGUCACUAGCUAUUUGUGAGUGAAAAUGUAGCCCUGGCGUGUAGAUAUUAUUAUUAUUAUUAUUAUUUUACUAUUUAUAUAGCGCCAGCAAAUUCCGUAGCGCUGUACAAUAGGUGGACUAAUAGACUCCACUCUGGCUGUCAGGAUACAUCAUGGGAGAGUGAAGGGACCACUAAAGGUUUCUGCUAUACAUUAGUCCAUCAGUUUCCUAAAUGGCAAUACCACUGCAGACUUGGACUAAGGAUUAGUAGAGCUCUGUGCUCUAUAAUCGCAGCAAGGGGAGGGAAACUAGAUGCAUAUAAAAUUAGAGGGGGAAAGAUUAGUUUCUAAAUCUUUGAAUGUAAAAUGUAUAUGGUCAACUAUAGGGAUAUUGUUGUUGAGGUAUGUGAAGGGGGGCUAUCAAGUUGAGAAUUUCACCCUUUUGUUUUCUUUUUCUGUUUCAGGCCAAGUGUUAGACGGUAAUCGGUCCCCAUGGAGACUGUCAUUUAUAACAGACCUGUUUUGGGGAAUUGCAGACUUUUUUGUCCUAUUGUAAGUCUUCUAUUUUUCACUGUAAUACAGUAUAUCAUUUUUAUAAGGAGACACUGCACUGGACAAAUAAAACAAAUAAACAAAUCACAGUUUAGAACAUAUAGCCCCCCUCACCACCAAAACCAUACAUGUAUUUAAUUAAGAACUUUGUUUAUUGAGGUAUCUAAACCAGCUUGCAAAGUUGUAGAUCUUUUAUCAGCAGCCUUUGCAAACCCUCCCCUUCUUCCCUAGCCCAGAAUGUUUGUGGCUGUCCAAUUACAGACUUCCCAAUGCAGCUCAAUAUGAACUGUUUGCAGAGCAAGCAUAUCUGGCAAUUGCCUGAUUCAGGAGUAUAGCCCAACUGAGCUAAACAACCAGGAAGUAAUAUGACCUGUUGUCUGAUUGAAGGUUAAUAUAUACAAGUACACGUUUAGUAAAAUUAAAAUAAUAUAAAAAAAGACACACUUUUCACACAUAAAGCACUCCAGCAAGCUAAAAGUGUUUCUUCAAAGGGAUAAUGUAAGCACUAUAACCAUAUCAUCUCAUUGAAUUGGUUAUGGUACCUGGGUCAGUCUCUCCAUUCCAUGUUAAAACAUUUUGAGUAUUACACUAUAAAAGUGUCUCUGGCCACCCACAGCUUGCACGUACUUGUUAUGAGGGUACUGUGAUAGACUGAAAAGUGUCAGCUGACACUGCUCAGGCUAAUGCUUCCAGUGCAGAGGGAUGGGCUGCUGAGGAAACUUGUCCACCAUUAAAACAUUAAUAGUGGUUUAACGCUGAAUAGGGCAACUGCUCCAAGGGACUAUAUCUUCUUUAAUAAGAUUAAGCAGUUACUUUGCCCCUGUGUCCCUUUCAGAGGCAUAUCAUGUAAUGUCUUUUGUUGAUUUUCCUUAAUUAAAGUAAAUUGACUUACAUGUUUAGUGCUUUAGUGCAAUUUGUCUGAGUCUUUCUGCACCCUCUUUUCUGCAACACUUUUUUUUUCUAUGAAAAGGCAUUGUUUACAUUAAGCUAUAAUGUAAAUAUUGGUUUUCACUUAGACAAUAAUAGAGGCGCAGUACUUACAUUCUGCGUGCUUAUGCGCCAAGCAGCAAUUAUUCUGGAGAUGCAUUAGUUAGUUUCAUCAGGAGAUUGCCCUAGUGUGAAAAUUGCUGCGCAUGCGUAAUAUGCCCUCCCAAUACUUCUCUAUGGAGUAGCAUUGAAUUCACUGAGAUCAUCAUUGGUGAUGAUCUCAGUGAAUUCAAUGCUUCUCUAUAGAGAGAUUUCUCAAAGCCUAAUUGAGGUGACAUUUCUGCAUGGGGUGCAGAAGCUUGUGUGUACAAUGGAUGGUAGAUAUGCUUACAUGAAGUUUACCCCUGUGGGUGCUGUUAUCUUCUGUCUUCAGUUCCUGCUGAUGUAUUUAGCAGGGGUUGUCGGUGUUGUAAUGUCACACAUGGAUAAGAGUACAACACUGAUAUCUGGGGAGGAUCCCAUAAGACCAUAGGUCUAUCAUAAAGUUUUAUUUUGACUGUGUUGGAAUUACAAUGUGAAUAUUGAUUUUUUGUUUUUUUUUUGAUGGGACAGAGACACUUUAAAUAUAGUGACAAGUAACCCUAAUGUUAAAAACAAACUGUAAAAUUAUAGUACCAUCUUAAGAUGGAAUAAACAUGUAUUCUCUCCUUUAUUAAUUUUGCUUUUCAGGUAAUUAUUGAGGCCAAAAGCUAUUAAAAAAAUAAAAUAAAAAAUCUUAUUUAUGCCUGAGCUAUACCGUUAACACAAUUGAUAAUAUUAUUUUUUUUGUUUCCUUUGUGUCCCAUCAUUUAAAGGCUCUGUAUUUUUUUCAAUCUGAUUUAUUCCCCACCCCUUUAAAAACAAAAAAACAAAAAUACAUGUUUGGGAGGGCCACAAAAUAAAUGGCAAAUUAUGCUUUGUAUAGUCUGUGUGACUCUGUGUAUUAAAUUAUAUAGGGGGAAUAUUAUAUUGAGCAUUAAACUCACAUUUACAUAUUCAUAUUUACAGUUUUAAGAGCAUACUUCAGCCCGACAUAUCGAGAAAAGGGUACUCCAACUCUAUAUCCAGCUCGCGAUAUGAUGACGGAAGAGGGUAUGGUUUCACUAUUUACAAAAAAUGUGACACUGUGAUUUUACGGUCUGUGUUUGUGAAUGUUUUCAUUUAUUUAUUAAAUAACUUAUGUAAAGUAUCAAAGUAUCGUUUUAGAACGGUUUGACUGUAGGGCUUAACUCUGCAUAGAGAGCUUCCAGCUCUCCAAAGGACGUAGUGAAGAGAUCUUGCAUAGAAGUAACUAUUGUUGAUUUUAAUAGAAUUUGAACCAAAAUUGGAAUUGCAUGCUUAACCUUUCUCUCUCUCUCAAUACGUGCACAAUAUAGUACACAACUAGUGAAGUCUCUCACACAUGGCAAGCCAGCAAACAUGGUCUCUUCUCAUUCUGGGAAGUUUCCACCCUACCUGAGUAGAAUGCUCUCCCCAGCUGUUCUCACCUCCUAUAACCUCCGAUCCAGUACUAGCACGAUAUUUAGCAUACCGCAAUAUAAAAAUAAAGUGGCUUGAUCCUCAUUUUCCUACAGAGCACCGCAAUUAUGGAAUAAACUCAGGGACACAGUCAAAUCUUCAUUCAAUCUAAAAUCUCUUAAGAGAUCUAUGGCAAUAUACCUCAAUACAGAAUGCACCUGUCAUGGUUGAAUAUAUUUAUUACCUGUUUUGUAUUAAAUUUAUAUAUGUAUCUGUGUGUGUGUGUGUGUGUGUGUGUAUAUAUAUAUAUAUCUCUAUAACAGAAAGAUGGACUGAUGCUGAAAGCUGCAUCCAUAAUUUGAUUUUUUUUUUUUUUUUUUAGCUUUUAUAGUUUGACAACUCCAACAUCAAUUCAGAAUUCCAAUAUUUGUUGCUUAGGGUCUUUAACAAACACAUGACAAGAAGUUUUUAUAUUUUGUGAUUACAUUUUUGCUUACUUGCUUACAUUUCAUUGAGGAGCAAAAUUAGUAAAUCCUGAAUAUAGGUUAGUGAAAGCUCCUCCUUUGUGUUUUCAGAAGCUUUAAAAGACCAUCAUUUUCUCUUAUCAGGUUGAAGAAAGUGUUUAUGCUUUAGUUCUAAUAUUCCAUUUUAAGUUAAUGUUUUGUUUGACUAUAUAUCUUUACCAAUUCAUUACAGGCCUCCUCCACCCCCUCGCCGUAGAAUGGGUAGAAUAAAUCAUGGAACAGGUCCAAAUGCGCCUCCAAUGGGAGGAGGUGGAUGAGGAAGGUACGUUCUUUCUUACAUCAUGGCCUGCAAUAUGUCAGUCACUGGCACAACUAUCUUAUUGGUACCGCAUUUCACUUUACUUAAAGGAUUACACCAACCAAAAAAACUAUCUUUUCAUAAAUCACUGGUUUUGGUUAGUUGGUUAGUCCUUUCCAAAAAGUAAAAAGGGGGGGCUAAAACUCACCUCUGUUCCAUCCUUUCUACAGUCUGAUCCUCCUUGUCUGUCGCACUCCCCCUUAUUAGAGUGGAAAGGAGGGCAGAGAGGAUGGACAGAGGGUAGAAAAGGGGGAGACAGUGGGGGGGCUGGGAUACCAUUGGCUCUCUAAUGCCAGCGUGCACGCAUCAGAUGCCAAUUUUGCACAGAACUGAAAUUAACCAGCCUGGAACUUUGUUGUUGGCUGGCUAAUGCCACUCCCACAGGUGUUCUUUUUAAUCAUUCAAUAAAUAACUGGUUGGGUUUGAAAGCAUAAAGGAGUCACUUGUUAAAAAGAAAGUGUUCAGUUUACGGCGCAGAAGUUGGAACUUCUCUAUCUAUUGUAUCAAUAGCUAUUGUUCAAAAGCCUUAAAAUUAAAGGAACACUAUAGUCACCUAAAUUAUUGUGACGAGACCAAUCUCGCCACUCUGCAUUGGAGGAGCCUGGUUGCCCGCCUGCUACCUUUAGACUAUGGCCCCAUGUUAAAACGCUUGAUUUUCCCCUGCAAAGACACGAAAACUAGGUCAGUCGGUACUUGCCUUAUUUGAACAGUGGUACCCCAGAUAGCUAUGCCAUGGAGCCCAUUCGUAUAACGAAAGACUUUGGCUCCAUGGCAAUUGAACUGUAUGUAUGUGAGCUGAGCACCAUUCAGUAAUAAUGUGCGCUCAGAUCUAAGCUACCUGGGGAUAUGUUGAAUGUAUCUGUUUUAUGCAAUAGCUGCACAGUUAUAUAUUUUUAUGUAUUUUAUUGUCUUUUGCUACCAUGUGUUCAAUGGAGUUUUGCCUCUGUCCUUGGAGAUAAUUGGAUUACUUCCCAAUUAUCUCGAGGAUAGAAGACUCUGUGGAACUGGUUUUGGGCAGAAAAGCCAUGCUUCAUUUGGUCACAAAGGACUACGAUCUAUCUUUUGAACCACUGGACCGAUUUGUAUGAUUUUGACGUAUGUUUGUAUUUGGAGUAUGCCGAUUCUGAAAAUGUGAAUGUGAUGCAUAGUUUUAACGUUAUGAAUAAUGUGGAAAAACUGUAUUUCUCUGCCUGUGAUAAUUUCAUUAACCCAUUGUGUUAGGUAAUUGUAUCACAGGCAGAGGGGAGGAUUUUGUGUGGGAGUGUCUAAGUGUAUUUCACGUGUUUAUUGGUUGUUUUGCAAAACUCUGUGGGUGGUACUAAUGUGUAAGAAUGUGUAUAUAAGAACAGUAAACCCACAGCUCUGUCUGUUCCUGCUUGACCCUCAAAACGGAGCCCUGUCUCGUUCUUGGGGGGAUUUACGGUAUGCUGUUCCAGUUCGACUGCUAGGAGUGUCAACCUAUUCGUAUGGUUUUUCCUAUUCAGCUGUUUACGGCAUUCAUAUGGUUUCCUGUUCGGCGGAUUGGUGUCUUUGGUAGCUGCUGUAUAUCUGCAAGGGGAAUAUCCUCUAAACGGCGGUUUAAGCCCUUUUAUGCCUGGGGUAGUGAUAUCGCGAACUUCCCCCGACAGGCUCGCCGCGGUGUAUAGAUUGGAGAAAAAACUAUUUUAAAAAAAUGUGUUUUCUCCCACCCGUCAAUCAGUGGGACUUGACCAGCAUAAAAGACCACCCACAGACAGAGAGCAGAAAAGACCUCUCACAGGUGGUCCUUCUGAAAUCCACACAUAGCAACUACAGUGCAUGCGCUGUCGAUGAUAUGAUAACUCUUUAACUGACGUUGGGCUUAGGAGUAUAAUAAUUGACUGACACCACUUCAUUCAGACGUCAGCAUGCCAGUGUGUCAGCGUGCCAGAGAAAGUUUGCCCUUCUUGGAAAUGUGUCCCCAAGCAGGGCAAAUCAUUGAUGACCGCAGGAUGAAAUAGGGCAGACCCGAGGGGGAUGUUACAAAAGUGUAAAAUCCUAUUCUGUGAGUGUAUAUAUAGCAGUGCUGUAGCAGAGGAUGAGAUGAGUAAUGGCAGACAAGGUUUGUGGCUCAAAAGAGCAGUCUUACUUAGUGUGCCAAAAGAAGUGGAAGCACUUUUGCAUAUUAACAGUUUUUUUUGUAGCUCUUAUAUUGUACUGAACAAAGUUUGAUCUUUGAAUUAGAUUUUUGUCACAUUGUAAGGUAUGAUGAUAUUUAUUAAUAAUAUACAUGUAUAUUUUUUUUGUAGGUAAACGCCUGCUCUUGGUAGCAGGCAUCCAGAGAGGGGCAUUGAGCAGCGCUCUUUGAAGUGGAAAGUUCAUCUCACUGUGAAUGUCUCUCUCGACCUGUAAAAAUGCUCUGCAGCAAUGCGGAUUAAUGAUGUUCUACUGGGAAUUCCCUCUCCAGGAUCCAGUCUUAACUGAUCAGCAUGUGUACAACUGUAAAUGUGUCCUUUGUAUGAAACCUGCAGUCUGCAUGCCAUAAACCUAAAUAGCAAACAGAUUGUGAAAAGUUAUUUCAGACUGUUGUUUUUUUGUUUUUGUUUAGUAUAUCAGAGAUCCUUUUGGAUCAGUGCAGUGCCCCCCUAGUCUAAAUAUAGUGGGGUUUUUGAAGUCCAGCAGCAGGAAGCUGUUUGUCAGCUCCAUCCUAGAUGCUUUUCUUGCUGUUAAUUUGUGACUCUUGUGAAUAAGGACAAAGAUGUCCUAGAAAUAGUCUACAUCAACAUACUUUAAAUAAACUCAUGUGAGAAAGAUGUAUGAAGUAGACUGUCCUACAGAGAGGUAGCAGCUUAUGGUGCAUAUCAGAAUGCUUUAGUGGGGUGUAGCCAAAGUCAGUUUAUUUUUGGUCUUUCUGCCAUUUUGUCAACAUUUUUUUCCCUGUUCAAUAACAAUAAUGGAAGUUACAACAAUUUUAAGAUACAUAUUUAUUCUGUUCUAACUGCUUUGAUUAAUAUAUAUAUAAUAAUUUUUAAACAGAAAAACAAUUGCUUGCUCUUUCCCACUUUAUUUGAAAUUUUGAAGUAAAACGUUUUGCAUCACA
Molecule: messenger RNA, 13118 nt
Organism: Pelobates cultripes (western spadefoot toad)
Lineage: Eukaryota; Metazoa; Chordata; Amphibia; Anura; Pelobatidae
Source: the annotation of a GenBank genome assembly